GAUCAGUGUCUUUAAAGGGAUAUUACAGCAAUUUAAUAUUAGAGCAGCAGAGGUGGAGAUAUCCUGAUUUUUGGUCUCUAGUAUGGCUUAAAACUCUAAAAACACUUGAUCCCACAUUUCCCACAAUGCAACUCACUUUUUUUUAGACCACAUUGAUUUUUCAUGAACAAACACAUGUAAAAUAAAUAUUAGACCAACUGUAAUAAUGAGCAUAUUCACAGGUAUAAGUAAGCAUAAUUAGUAUGCAUCUGGGAGGGCGGAGAAAUAAUUAGACCUCCCUUGAUGUAUGUGUGCACAUCUUUUAAACUUGAUGACCCCAGUUUGCAAUGCAGUUUGUUAUACAUUUGUAGUCUCCAAGCUCAAACUAAUUUUCUCAGACUUGACAAAGCUCCUCCAGAGAAGACAUUUUACAACUGUUUUCACAGGCUGAGCAGUACUGUGACAAGCAAACUGCUUAAAAUGGGUGGAGUGCCCCUUUAAGAGGCCCCGCUGAUUUGAGAGUCUGUGGAUGCAGAUUGGUUCCUAAACUUCGGUGUGAGGGUGGGUUUUGGGAGGUGACUGCGUGUCAGAGGAAAGCCGGAGAAAAACUAGAUGCUUGUAAGAAACUCAAGAAGACUUUAGACGAGGAUAACCAUGAGGUGAGGGAACAAAAUGUCAAUAACUGUCACUACUUAUAUGCUCUUUCACGCUCAGUGCCAUUGGGCCUCACAUUAUACUGUGGUAGUUUUAUUCCUAUUAGCAUUUCAUUUUAAUAUAGACAUGGAUUUUCAAGGGCUCUUCCUGACAUUGAAACUGGCAUUGUUUAUCAGGUGUGCCCAAAUGUUUUUGACAUGGAGAGCCAAUAAGGACCAAAAGAAAACAUGCGCUGCAGGCAGUGGGCACUAAUUAGUUUUUCCAGUGUCUGACAUUAUUGUGGCCUUUACUAAGUAAGUAAACCAUAUGGCAACGUAACAAGUUAAUACAUGUCCAUUAGCCUCUUUUUUUUCUAAAGGGAUAUCUAACAUAUUUUAACAACAGCCACUAGACAGAGUAUCUAAAACAAGGCUUGAAUAUGUAUUAUAUGAAUAUAAAGACAUCUGGUUUAUAGUAAUUGAAUCAGUCUGAUGUGUUGUGAUUACCUGAAAGUCUCCCAAUGAGUCAUAAACGACACAGCUUUAACAAACCUUUACUUAUCUUUAAUUUUCAGUAACUUCUAAUUGUGAUUUUUCAGUUUAUUGACUGGUGAAACUCCAGCUGCGUACAUUGCCUGUGUUGUUCUGUUCUAGUAUGUGCUCGCACACUUUGUCUGGGGCAUUAGGGUGUUAAUGGAUUACCGAAAGGUGUUGAGUCAGGUGUGUGUGUGUGUGUGAGGAGGGGUGGGGGUAAUGUGCACCCAUGUGAAUGAGGGUGGUACAGUCCUCAAAGUGUGCUCAGACACCAGCCUCAAGUCCUCAUUUCUCUCUCAUGCUCCCUCUGUCACCACUCUGUGAUCUAUCACCCUCUCUGUCUCCUGUUCUCUCACCCUUGCUUCUCCCUUCAUCCGCCUCACUCCUGCACAGUAGUUUGCAGCUUUUAUCCUCUCACUCUCUUCACUCUUUGCAAUGUGUCCCCUCUGCGUUGCCUAACAGUCAUCUGCCCUCAACAUGGAUAUCGGAGGAUUGACCACUGUGGUUGCAAAUUCUGCGUACAUCAAUGCUCGUGGAAGCAUUGAUGGCUCUAAUGCAGCAGCUCGGGAUAAGAAGUACCAUUCUCGCCUCAAACUGCCCCACAUCACCGUGUGCGAGGACUUGAAGGAUACCCUGGAUUUGACCUUUGACACAGUCUGUGUGGACCAGCCGAUUGGCAAACGCCUCUUUAGGGAGUUCCUGAAUGCAAAUAAAGAUUAUGUCCCGGCUUGCCGUUUGUGGAAAGACGUCGAGGCCUAUGACCUGGCAGAGGAUUCUGAAAGGGUAAACAAGGCCUCAAAGAUUGUCCAGCGUUAUAUGGACUCCUCUGCCAAACACUAUUGCCCAUUCCUGUCUGAGGACAUCAUAGCCAAAGUGAAAGAAAACCAGGAGGCUGCAGGGGAUGACUUGUUCUCUGCAGCUUUGGCCACAACGCUGGACUAUCUGCGAGAGGCCCCCUACACUUUCUUCCUUGAGAGCAUGUACUUGAAGAGGUUCCUACAAUGGAAGUGGCUCGAGAUGCAGCCCAUGGAUGACGACUGGUUCCUAGACUUCCGUGUGCUCGGGAAAGGUGGGUUUGGGGAGGUGUCUGCCUGCCAGAUGAAGGCCACCGGAAAACUUUAUGCCUGUAAGAAACUCAACAAGAAGAGGCUGAAGAAGAGGAAAGGCUAUGAGGGGGCAAUGGUGGAGAAGAGGAUUCUUGAGAAGGUUCACAGUCGCUUCAUUGUGUCAUUGGCGUACGCUUUCCAGACAAAGGACGAGCUUUGUCUGGUCAUGACCAUCAUGAAUGGAGGAGAUCUCAAGUACCAUGUCUACCUGGUGGACGAGAACAACCCAGGGUUUAAUGAACCCAGAGCCUGUUUUUACAUCGCUCAGAUCAUCCAAGGCCUGGAGCAUCUCCACCAGAAAAGAAUCAUCUACAGAGAUCUCAAACCAGAAAAUGUGCUACUAGAUAAUGACGGCAAUGUGCGUAUAUCUGACCUGGGUCUUGCUGUGGAGCUAAAAGAAGGCAAAACGAUGACCAAAGGCUACGCUGGAACACCGGGGUACAUGUCUCCAGAGAUGCUGAAAGGGGAGAAGUAUGACACAUCAGUUGACUACUUCACUCUGGGGGUGACAUUGUUUGAGUUCAUGGCUGCUAAGAACCCGUUCAGAGAGAGGGGGGAGAAGGUUGAUCGUGAGGAAAUGAAAGAGCGUAUCCUGAACCGAGUGGUGACCUAUUCAGAGAAUUUCAGCGAGCAUGCAAAGUCCCUCUGUGAUGGGCUGCUCGCUAAAGAGGUUGAUAAGAGGAUGGGCUUUAAGAAUGGAAGCUGUGAUGAGAUCAGAGCGCACCCCUUUUUCAGUGACAUCAACUGGAGGAAACUGAAUGCAGGAAUCCUACCUCCUCCUUUUGUACCUGACCCUAAAGUGGUGUAUGCUAAAAGUCUGGAUGAUGUCGGAGCUUUCUCCUCGGUGAAAGGAGUGAACCUGGAGGAUCCAGACAAGACCUUUUUUGAUGAGUUUUCCUCAGGCAAUAUCCCCAUCCCCUGGCAAGAGGAGAUGAUUGAUAUGGGCAUUUAUGGAGAGCUCAACAUUUGGGGUCCUGAAGGCAGCGUCCCUAACGACCUCCGCAGGGAGUCUAUACUAGAGCAGCCACCAAACAAGUCAUCAACCUGCUGCACAUCGUAGAGUCAUUGAGACACCUUGAAAACAAAUCAACCAUGCGGUGUAAAGACUCUCGGUUCUCAAGAACAUGUGGCAUGAAGACUCAAAUACUCAGGACAGACAGACAGUCUCUUCUGAACUUUCUGAUCGCAGAAUUACAACAGUUUGAGACGCUAAACAUUUCUUGGUGGGCACAGGAAACAACAAGGAUAGAACAGAGGUGGAUGUUCAACCUUGAAUGGACUUAAGCAUAGAUGUACUGUAGGUGUUAAAGAAAUUUCUUGACAUUUUAUGCUCUAAAACCACUGUCCCUCCCUCACACUCUCUUCAUCUUCUCCUUCUUUGUCCCCCUCUCUCUUUGUAUGUGCAUGUGCUGAAUUAUUGUAAUGCUUUUUGAUUUAAACUGUUUAUUUUCCUCUAUCCUAUAUGUGGUCCUAUAGCGUGUAUGUCUUCCAUUUGAUGGAAAAUUCUAUAGUUUCCUUUGUCUUAGUUUUUACUAUAUUCAGCUAAAUUAAACGCUGCUGUUGGAUUACCAAAAGCAGAGAGACCAGAAAUACAGUUUCAUGCUUUUGGAAAACAUUUUGUGUUUAUUUCAUUGUUAAUAAUUGACUCUUUGCACGAAUAGCCAAGAGCAGAGCACUUUUGAUAGAGGUUUAUGUAUGUUAGAGACGAAUUUGAAUGUAAGAGAAGUGUUAACAGCAAAUCGAUUUAUUUUUAAAAACAAAUUGUUGAUCAAAGGUUAAGUCAGAAAUAUCAAAUGUAUGGAAAAGUACUGGCAAAUAAAAUAGCUUAUUGAAAUGGAAAUUUGAGUCAGGAACUUCAUUUCUGCUUUCUGCUCAACAAGGGUUAUAGCAAUGUCCAGGAAUGUCAUGUAAACACAGAACAAAACCAGACUUUUUUCUGUAUUGAUUUAAAAAUAGAUUUUUUUAGUGAUAAAGAUCAUCA
This is a messenger RNA of Thunnus maccoyii (southern bluefin tuna), 4232 nucleotides long. RefSeq names its product rhodopsin kinase GRK1-like. The transcript has 7 exons. The coding region runs from base 1623 to 3311 and encodes 562 amino acids. Gene Ontology annotation, cellular component: cytoplasm. The record is from RefSeq and is a predicted model, not a curated record. Gene Ontology annotation, biological process: protein phosphorylation; visual perception; regulation of opsin-mediated signaling pathway. Gene Ontology annotation, molecular function: ATP binding; rhodopsin kinase activity. Lineage: Eukaryota; Metazoa; Chordata; Actinopteri; Scombriformes; Scombridae.